This is a messenger RNA of Osmia bicornis bicornis, 1303 nucleotides long. RefSeq lists its product as uncharacterized. The transcript has 6 exons. The record is from RefSeq and is a predicted model, not a curated record. Lineage: Eukaryota; Metazoa; Arthropoda; Insecta; Hymenoptera; Megachilidae. The coding region runs from base 259 to 1224 and encodes 321 amino acids.
UUCCAAAAAGAAGAUUGCUUAAACAAACACCAUCUUAAAAACACAAUUUGUAAAUUGAAAAACACUGUCGUUGAAAUCUAUUGGUGAUUAAAAUUGAUUAUCCUUGAAAUAACUAAAGAGUGGAUCUUCGAAUAUAAAUUUAUCCCCGCGGAAGAGAAAUUAAAAAUAAUUCAGCGAGUGGAAAAUUAAUAAUUGGAAUUGAUCGAGUAUCCGAGUGAAUAAUUGAAAAUUUCAAAAGAAUUUUAACAAAUCUAUGUCAUGACGGACGUGAAUAGCAACAAAUUGAACGGCGAGUCCUCGAGAAAAACCUUCGAGUUCGCGAGGAAGGAAUUACGUUCGCUGGUGAAUAAAAUCGAAGGAACCGGUCUGUCGAACAGAUCGUUUAAAUUACUUCGCGCUUAUUCCUUGCUGAAACCCCGAAGUUCCAAGUUUCGCAGGACACACCUGUGGAUUCUACUGAUUCCCGCUUGGAUUCUUGGCCAAUUUUUGUGGAAUUAUGGAUUAUCGGUUCGCUACGACAAGUGUUUGGCAGAGUUUCCCUCGUUCACGCAGAACAUUUUCCGGCCAGCCGAGGAUUGCUCGAUGUGCCAGGACGUUCAACAGGUUGACAGGAUAUCCAACGUGGAACCUGUUUCGUUCGAGGAACGUUACGCGUAUACCGGAAGACCGGUGGUGAUCACCGAUGCGACAACAAAUUGGACAGCCCCGAAAGUAUUCUCUUUCUCCUUCUUCAAAUCCUUGUACGAAGGACAGGACGCGAAUUGUCAAUUCUUCCCGUACAAAACCGAGUUCAAGAAUCUUCAGGAGGUGUUCAACAUGAGCACCAGUCGCUCCCUUCUCGAAAAGGGAACGAAGCCGUGGUACGUCGGCUGGAGCAACUGCGACGACGAAAUUGGCAACGUGCUGAGGAAACACUAUCAAAAGCCUUAUUUUCUGCCCGACACCGCGGAAAGCGAGAAAACUGAUUGGAUUUUUAUGGGGAGCCACGGUUACGGGGCACCUAUACACGUAGACAACGUGGAGCAUCCGUCGUGGCAAGCACAGAUAAAAGGAGAGAAAUUAUGGAUCCUGGAACCACCCAGGGAGUGUCAUUACUCCUGUAAGAGGUUGCAGGUCGUGGUACACCCUGGUGAAAUAAUCGUCUUGGACACGAAUCGCUGGUACCAUCAAACGGAGAUAGUUUCCGAAGAGAUGAGCAUCACUAUCGGUGCGGAAUACGAUUAAAAUAAAAUGAACAAUGUAGGCUGACAGUAAAAUUGCUGUAGCGAGAAAAAAAGUUAAUAAAAUUAUAUUUAUCUUUAAA